Rosa rugosa (rugosa rose) is the source of this 934-nucleotide messenger RNA. RefSeq names its product transcriptional regulator SUPERMAN-like. The record is from RefSeq and is a predicted model, not a curated record. The transcript has a single exon. NCBI's taxonomy places the organism in Eukaryota, Viridiplantae, Streptophyta, Magnoliopsida, Rosales, Rosaceae. The coding region runs from base 65 to 790 and encodes 241 amino acids.
CUUUUGCUUCCACAUCAACUCCAUAUCAUAUCUCUAUCUUAAAUGUUAGUAGUAUUAGCUCACCAUGGCUGAGCUUGGCCUUCUCUCCUUGACCCAGCUCCAAAAAUUUGCACUGUCACAGGCGCAAAAUCCUCAAUCAAACCCUAGAUCAGUCUGGAUGUGGAACCCUAAGCAGGUGCAAGACCAAGAAGACGACUCAUGGGAAGUGAGGGCCUUUGCGGAGGAUACCGGAAACGUGAUGGGCACCACGUGGCCCCCGAGGUCUUACACCUGCACAUUUUGCCGGAGGGAAUUCCGGUCUGCCCAGGCCCUCGGCGGCCACAUGAACGUGCACCGCCGCGACCGGGCUCGCCUCCACCAAGUGCAGCACCCCAGCUCAAUCUCAAUCAACCCCUCUGCGGUCUCCUCUUCCAGUUCCUCAUUCAUAAUCCCAACUCAAGAGUUCCUCGCCGCCAACGGCGGGUUGUGCCUUCUCUACCAAUUGCCAAACCCUAACAAUGGAGCCUUCAGUACUAGUACUGCUACUACUCCAACUGCACCUUUGCUUAACAACACUAUUGAGUCUUCUUCUUCAGUACCCUCCACUCUUCUCUCCAUCACCCCCAAUCCACCCCAUGACUACUUAAUGACGUCAUCAUCUUGUCUUGUGGAGCCUCAUGGAGUUUCCAAUUCUAGAAAUAAUUCCCAUUGUCAAUACGCAAAACGAUCAGCGGAUCAAGAUCAACCUUUGAGGUCUGGGGUUGAAGAUAUUGAAGAGCUUGAUUUAGAGCUCCGGCUCGGUCCAUCUUGAGAUCAUGAACCAGAAAGAAGGGAUGGAUGGAUGGAUCGAUAAGUGGAUAUAUACAAUGGUGUGUCGCAGAUUUACAUUUUUGUCAUAAAAUUGAUGUGUAUGAUACAGUCUACUUAGCUAGAAAGCUUUCAGAAACCUGUUUGA